Wyeomyia smithii (pitcher-plant mosquito) is the source of this 1759-nucleotide messenger RNA. RefSeq lists its product as uncharacterized. Bases 883 to 1416 code for a protein of 177 amino acids. The record is from RefSeq and is a predicted model, not a curated record. Lineage: Eukaryota; Metazoa; Arthropoda; Insecta; Diptera; Culicidae. The transcript is spliced from 6 exons.
GCAUGCUGUAACUUUUUCUGUGCCAUUAGUAUAGCCGUGGAGGCAGACAAAGUGAGCGAGAAAAUUAUGCGCGAUAACUGCAGCGUGAAUCUGGUUCCGGAUGAAAGUAGUCGUAUUUCCGGCGAAAUCUGCAACAAGAUUACCUACGCACUGCUGGUUUUUAUGCUGGCUUUUGGAUGCCUGAUGUCGCUACUUCUGGUGGUCGGUGUUGCAUUGGUAACUGCGAGUAUUGUCUCACAGCACAGUGCUGGUAGUGAUUUUCCGUUUGCAUUGUUCCACAGGAUAAAAGACUACUGAUAAAAGCAUUUCGGAUGUUUCUACUCAUAAAUAUUACGUUCCUACUGGCAUGCUGGCUCGCAAUAUUUUACUCGUUCUACGAAACACAAAGUUUUGUGCUUAUGUUUUUGUGGGGAUUUGUGCUUGUAUUAGUUAUUGUUUACUUCGGAAUGCAAAUUUGGAUAGUUUCAGGAGUCUACGAUGCCAUUUGUAAAAAAUCUUAUAAUAUACAAGAAGUGGUGAAACGUGAAAGUGCCAAUCUCAUGAAAAUGAAUCAAACUGAAAGAAAACAAAACAUUGCUAAUUUCGCAUAAUUUGCCUGCACCGACCAGCUACCAGUUAUAUAAAAGUCAAGUAGUGUACCACUACAAAAUGUAACAACCAUGUUGAAUAAGUAGAUUUAAGAAUUUAUUUUCAAGCAAGUAAUUCAUAAAAUUCAACUAAAAAAUCAAAAAGUUUGCGAGACAAUAAAAUUAAAUUUAACUAUUGAACAACUCUACAAUGGCAAAGUCAGCGCUAACUCUGUUUUUAUAAUUUAGCUAGCAAUGUCAAUUUGUGACAUAAACAAAACGAGUACAAAAACAGGAAGAACUAUCACACAUCCAAAUGCAAGUCUGUGGUCCUAAAAUGUGCACCAAGGAUUGCUAUAAGGUAUUCGGGUAUUUUCUUGGUUUUAUGUGGAUAAUCACCACAUUUUACUACACGAUGGAAACAAUUGAGCUACUGAAAUUGAUGAAUCUUCAAUGCACCCAAAUAGCACCGGAAAGCCGAGUUCAGUUUGAUAAAGAGUUAGUUGAAAAAGUCUGCGAAUUCUACGGUCAUUUAGAUGACUUCGCGCCAUAUCAUGUAAUUACGACUCUGAUCAAAAUGGUUCCGGGAAUGCUGCUAAUCGUAGGAAUUUUCAAAGAAAAUUUAACAUUGGUGAAAGUAUUUCUGAUUUACGCAGUGCUGGAGGAAAUUUUCUUUGUGACAGUUUUUUCCAAAAUAUUUACGCUAAUAGAUAGCGAAGGAAAGAGAAGCUCCUGGAUUUUCUGGAUCCUAGUGUUUUCUUGUGCUAAACUGAUUGUUGCAAUAUGGAUUUUGCUGGGCGUAUACGCAGCUCUGGAUAAUAGUAGAAGAAUAAUUCAGCGAUAUGUAUGAUCACUUUCGGACAUGUAGCGGAAACCACUUAAACCGCUGAAGCUCUAACAAUCGGUUUAAAUCUUUGGAAAGACGUUAUAAUGACAUAUUUAUUUGACAUAUUUAUAAAUACAAUUUAACAACGGAUGUGUUAACAAUAUUCCAUAACUAUUGCUUACGAAAUUGGUUAGUAUAUACACUGUUCUAUAUAGAAAGUAAUUGACCGAUUUUCUUUAUUACAAAAGUAUUAACAAGAGAAGCGCUUAUUCUCUAGGUAAUUGUAUUAACACAAGUUUUACAUCGAUUAUUAUCAAUAGUGACUUUCUCAUUUUUAAUUGCUACGAUUAUAUUCUGCUAUUCUGGU